AUGGAGACUGUCCAUGCUGAUGGCACGCCUCUAGCAGCAUACUUGGAGGGUACGGGUCGCGGUUUGCCGACUGCUGCAGUACCAGGGCUGACUUCCGCGAAAGGUCAGGGAUCCUUCGAGCCAGAGGAAGAGCAGACUCACAGAGAAGAUCAUCCGUUUGCGAUUACAUCGAACCAGUUUGCACCCUCCAGCAGAUAUGGGGCGGAUGCGCGCCUCCACAACGCCUGGUCUGUCGCGAUCAACUCGCGCUUGGGCAGCGCAGACAAUGCACGUUUCUUGGAACACUUCCGCUAUACUAUUGUUGCUUCUCAACUACUGAACGAGUACCUAGACCAUGGAGCAUUGCAUCCUGGACUAGGCAGUAAUCCGUUGCAGCUCGAUGGCGCGGAGGAUCAAUUGAGGGUCACCAGUCUGACCACAAGCUUAUAUGGUGCCGCUCUGACUGCCGUGCUCGCCUUCGCGUUGGUGUGCGUUCUGAGUUGGGCAACAAGCGAACGCAGUGGGUCCGUGAGCAAGGGUAGGAUUGCCUUGGCAUUGAUAACCUUCGCACUCGCAGCGCUUCUCGGCUACGCAUAUGUGCGCCGUCAGUGGCUGAAAUCAAUCAGAUUGCAGGCGGUAACUGCAGUCUCGGAGCUGACUGCCAGCUGGCAAGGGUUUGAGGCAUCGACAAGCUCUGCGCUAUCCUUGAUCCAAGAGGUUGAACUGGUCUCCAAAGGCUACAAGCUUGGCACACCACUGCCUCCUGCUUCCCGAAUCGAGGAGAACGGCACGUCCAGGCGGUGCGGUAGACUACGCAAAGCCUUGCAUAACGCAUACACCACAGCGAUACCGACCUGCGUCAAGGCAUGUACGACAUUGCGAAGGCUCAGCGACGAAGACGACUUCGAGAAGUUCCUUGAAGUGUAUGAUGUGAAUCCGCAGGAUGCGAAGCAAGCCAGCGGAGACGACCCACUCCUACCGCUCGAAGACGAUGCCGAGUCGCUGAAGUCACUGCGCGUCAUGAGCUACCGAGCUGGCAUCCUGCGACGCAUAGUACUAUGUGCGCUGAUGGCGCUGGAGGCCGACGGUGGCAAGCCUGAUUUCGCGCGAUGGCGAGUGGCAACCGAGACAAUGAGAGCACUCUCAGCCAAUCUCGGCGGCCCAGCAGAGAAGUUGCGCCUGAUUAUGACCGAAAUGGAGAGCCUGACCAUUCCAGCGACGCCGCUGACUCCGCCCAAGUCAGGCGGCCACGGUCAAGCUCGCCAGAGGAUGCGCGGACAAGUGCGAAAGAUCAGCAUGCUGUCGUCCGGAAUCAGAGCGCUUCAGGCCAAAAUGCACAUACUGCGCGAGGAAACCAAUAGAUCUAUCGAGCAGCAAGAAGACCUCACGGAUCUGGGGCCAUCAUUAAUGGCUCAGUACGAAUCGAUAGGCACCGACCUAAAGGAGCUGAUGCAGGCCUGGGAAGCCGGCAAAGCCUCCUUGCAGACAAACCUCACGAAGCAAGAGCACCGCAUCUCGAUGGCAUCCUCCAGCGCUGCAUCCGGCAUCCGCUCACCCGUAUCGAGUUUUGGCGGCAGUCUCGGCGGAUUGACAGCCGUCGAAGAGGGCAGUACACCAGCGGAAGCGCUGAAAGCGCUAAACGGUGAAACCUUCUGCGACCGCUCAAGCAUGGCGACAACGCCUUCAGACGAGGAGCAAGUGUUUGAGGCUGUCGCCAUGCCGCGACAGCGAAGCACUCUGUCACGUGAAGAGCGCAUCGCGAAGAUGCAAGAGGAGCGAGAACGUCAGGCUACCGUACGGGCGAAGCGCGACUCGAAUACUAAUAUGCUGCGAGAGCUUGAGUCGGUCAUCAACCUACGGCCACGGGCGAAGACUGGCUCGGCGCGUAUAACAUCUUUAUAG
This is a messenger RNA of Baudoinia panamericana UAMH 10762, 1881 nucleotides long. RefSeq lists its product as uncharacterized. Bases 1 to 1881 code for a protein of 626 amino acids. Lineage: Eukaryota; Fungi; Ascomycota; Dothideomycetes; Mycosphaerellales; Teratosphaeriaceae. The record is from RefSeq and is a predicted model, not a curated record. Gene Ontology annotation, molecular function: myosin binding. The transcript has 2 exons. Gene Ontology annotation, cellular component: plasma membrane. Gene Ontology annotation, biological process: cell-cell adhesion.